AUGGUGAAGAGAUCGAGUAAGGGCGAUGAGCCGAUGCUGGGGACAAAACCCCCGCGAAACGACCCGGGAAAAGGCAGAAUUCUGGAAGGAGAUGAAUAUCUGAAAAUCCAAGGCUAUCGAUACCUCAAAAGCAAGAGGGCCCUCAAAUGGGUGGCGAGGAUCAUCACGCUCGGAUUCAUCCGACUUCUAGAAAAUUGGUUCCCAACAUUUCGAGCCAAGACUGAUGGAAGCAUGGACUCGCUAGAUACUGCCAAUUUCGUCCUGAUUAGGACCGGCGCCAGCAAUUACAAAUACCGGGAAAUAUUUCACGAGGGCCCCUUUGUCUUCAAAUCGGUUACGGGUAGAAAACUGAUAAAUGACGUGUAUCGCCGUUUCUCCUAUAGAAAACAGAACUAUUUCUGGGUAGAAGAACGCCAGGCUUUUGAAACGGCCGGCCAAAUAUUCGAAGCGACAACUAUUGAUGAAUAUCUUCAAUGGGGCGAAGGGAAUGGAAUAGACGAGAAAAUGGAAGCAGAAAAGAGAAAAACCAACGGGAUGAACGAGAUCCAAAUCUCUAGAAAGCCGACCUACGAGAUCCUUGGAAUGGAAGCAAUAACACCUUUUACAUGCUUCCAAGUUUUCAGUGUGGCCGUUUGGCUCUUCGAUGAAUACGUGUAUUUUGCCUGUAUCAUUGUCGGCGUCACGCUCUACGGGAUCUUUACAGCCUAUCGCCAGAUUCGAAAAAUGGAAUGUAAACUACGAAGCAUGGCUGCACAGCAUGGAGAAGGGGUUGUAGAAGUAUGGAGAGAAGGGAAAGAGACGCAGAUCCGAAGGAAUCAGUUGGUUCCUGGUGAUAUUGUAUUGCUCCCGAAUCACCCAGUCACUUUGCCCUGCGAUCUUCUGCUUCUGAACGGUAGCGUGAUUCUGAACGAAGCUAUGCUUACCGGCGAGAGUGUACCGGUUACAAAGACCGCCCUCACUGAUAUCGAGGACAAAGGCGAGCGACUGGUUGCCGGCCGACACGACAAGUACAUCCUGUUCGGCGGUACCGCGAUGCUCCAAGCCCGUUAUUAUCCCGGAAAGCGAGUCAAGGCUAUCGUCCUCCGCACCGGAUUCGCCACCUCCAAGGGCCAACUGGUGCGAAGCAUCAUGUACCCGAAAGCCCCGGACUUCGCCUUCACCAAAGAUCUGUUUCUGUUCGUUGUCUUCCUCCUCGGCGUCGCCGUCCUCGGCAUGAUCUACACGAUCAUCAUGAUGGCUAUGAGACAUGAGAGCGUCAAACGCUGCAUCAUUCGCGCUCUGGACAUCGUGACAAUCGUCGUUCCUCCUGCGUUACCGGCUGCAAUGACCAACUGCUAUGUCCGGUCGCAGAAAAACCUAAAAGAGAGCGAAAUCUACUGUGUACAGCCCAGCAAGAUUCCGAUUUGCGGCGCAGUCAAUGUGGCGUGCUUCGACAAAACCGGUACUCUGACAGAAGAGGGACUUGACUUCCUUUUGGUCCGGCCUGUCGACUACAAGCCGGAAGCGGAGAAAGGUGAAGCAAACUUCUGCCCGGAAAACACAACCGUCAACGCGACCGACCUUCCGCUCAACGGUGAAUUGGCCGCGGCCAUCGCUACUUGCCACACAUUGACCAGGAUUGAAGGCCAGCUUCUUGGCGAUCCGAUCGACCUUCUCCUAUUCCAAUCGACAAGCUGGGAAUUUUACGAACCAACCUCCCCAAUUCUAUCCGAAAAGCACGUUGAGGAGGAAAAUCUUUACGAUGUCGUUCAGCCAAGUGUGAUGAGGCCACCAACCGGUGCUACCGGAGAUUUGGCCAUCAUCUCGCAGUUUCCGUUUUCUUCGGAGCUUCAACGUCAAUCUGUUCUUGUCCAUUCACCCUGUUCGGAAAAUGGUAAAAAGAAAGUGCUCUACGCGAAGGGAUCCCCGGAAAUGAUCAUGAGCCUGAGUAAACCUCAUACGGUACCCGCAGACUAUCUGAAGGUCGUCAAUCAGUACUCACACGCCGGAUAUCGCUUAAUCGCCGUGGCUCGGCGAGAAGUGAAUGUUUCAUUUGCGAAGGCAAAUCGGCUAAAGCGCGAAGAUGUCGAAAAUAAUUUGGAGUUACUUGGACUAGUGGUAAUGGAGAAUCGGGUCAAGGAGGUUACACCAAAAGUUAUCCAGGAGUUGAACGAUUCCAACAUUCGAACCGUGAUGGUUACGGGAGAUAACGUUUUGACGGCGCUCAGUGUAGGCCGUGAAUGCGGAAUCAUCCAACCAGAUCGUCAUGCCUACCUCCUUGAACAUCAUAAUAAAGAAAACGAUGAGAAAGGCAAAACAGUCCUCACCUACAAACAUGUGAUUGCUUGUACUGAUGAGGACUUGGCGGAACGGAUUGUUGUUGGCGAAGGUGGAUUGAUGGAAAUUAUCCACAAUGGCGGUCAUCUCUCCAUGACUGGCAGCACCUUUGCGGUACUCCAAAAAGAGCACGCGCAGUUGCUCCCGGAAGUGGCAAAGUGUUGCGAUGUAUUUGCUAGGAUGGCUCCCGAACAGAAAGCAGCUCUGGUCACGGUAUUCCAAGAGGCCGGGGCGAAGGUCUUAUUUACGGGCGAUGGAGCCAAUGAUUGUGCGGCGCUAAAGGCGGCUCACUGCGGUAUUUCUCUAUCAGAUGCCGAAGCGUCCAUUGCAGCUCCGUUUACAUCCAAGGUGCCGGAUAUACGAUGUGUAAUCAAAGUAAUCUGUGAAGGGCGUGCCUGUUUGGUCAGCUCUUUCUCAAUGGUCAAGUUCAUGGCUGGCUAUUCAUUGACGCAAUUCCUGACCAUCUUCAUCUUGUACCACUACGGCACAAACCUCACUGAUUUUAUGUUUCUAUACAUCGACUUUGUGCUGAUCACAGGAAGCGCUUUCCUUUUUGGGAAUGCUCCAGCAGCCGUACGACUACACCAUCAACCACCGCCUACGCGGCUCUUGACUGCCGUUAACUGCAUUGCCGUUAUUGGACAAUUGGGUAUUAUGGCGAUGGGGCAGCUACUCACCAACUUCCUCGUAAUCGCCCAACCAUGGUACAUCCCUUACAUUGUGCCAGGAGACGAGGCGGAGGAUAGCAAGGCAUCGAUGGUGGGUACAGCCGUCUUCCUCACCUCCAUCAUCCAAUACAACGCCCUAGCUGUAAGCUAUUCGGCCGGGGCACCUCACCGUCAACCCCUAAUCCGGAACCCAUGGCUCUGUGUGUGCCUUGUCGUCACAUCUCUGAUAUCCUGCGGGUUAGCCUUUAUCAACGACGAUUGGCUGGUAAACCUGAUGGAAUUUAUCCACAUGCCCAGCAUCGAAUUCCGUAUGCUGUGCAUCAUCAUCGGAUGCUGCUGUGGCGCCUUCUCACUCAUCUUCCAGAAACUGAUCAUCGAUAACUGGGAGAAGGCCACAAUUGGAGAUUCCGGAACCGCCGUCUCGACCCCUCGUGAUGUUGAGACCGGAAAACGGUCCGUCGAAUACAAAUUUGUC
This is a messenger RNA of Mesorhabditis spiculigera, 3459 nucleotides long. The record is from the annotation of a GenBank genome assembly. NCBI's taxonomy places the organism in Eukaryota, Metazoa, Nematoda, Chromadorea, Rhabditida, Rhabditidae.